UACUGCACGUCAAAUUUAUUUACGUUUACCAAUUACCUAAAUAUAACGCAUGUCACGCUGUAUAAAAAACCGAGCUGAUUUCAAUUGAAAAGCAAUUACCCAACAACGUUCUCUUUACUGUAUUGGGUUUAUCUAUCGACAUCCGCCGACCUUUCACCAUUACAAAGUGUUGUGUAGCCGUCUUCAGGUCUGAGAUGAUUUGCUUCAAGUUUGUGUUAACGUUGCUUUUGAACAUCUCCCUCGUUCGAACGCUGAAAGUAUCCGAUCUAGACGAGCAUGACUACGACUGCAUGAAGUUGUUGAACCUAACGGUGGACUUCGUCAUGGACGGCUUUAACCGGUACAAUUUUUUGACGGUUGGAGAUUCGGAACUGAACGAGUUUGUGAGCUGCUCCUGGUCCAAGGCGGGGUACUUAACUGGGGGGAGCAAAAUCGACGCGAACAAGAUAAAGGUUUGGAUGCACGAAAAUUUAGUGAAGAAAACGCCUGACGCUAAGGUAACCGCUGAAGAUCUAGUUGAGCCUUGCAGGGACGUAACGGGGAGGGAUUCUGGAGAUACCGUUGUCAAAGUUUACAACUGCAUGAUGACGAUUUGGUGGCAAUCCCGUUGGUAGCCUUCAUGUAAGGAUAUUUUAGCCGUUUGAUUUGCAUGUUACCAGCAGUUUGGUUUGUCCUUAGAAGACUGUGUUUGUGCGGUAGUGCUCAUGGGAUAGUUUGUAACAGUUGCACAUCCCGAGGAGACAUGGGUCAGGGCUCGUUUCACAAUACCAUACGAAAUUAUACAUCAGGGUGUCCAUUCUCUAUGGAAUAUAGUAUACAGGAUGUUUCUAAAUUCACGCACACGGACUGUGGGAUGGUGUUAUACAACGAAAACUGAAAAGUUCCUCUACCAGUUUUUGAUCAG
This is a messenger RNA of Photinus pyralis (common eastern firefly), 904 nucleotides long. RefSeq lists its product as uncharacterized. The coding region runs from base 195 to 614 and encodes 139 amino acids. The transcript has 2 exons. NCBI's taxonomy places the organism in Eukaryota, Metazoa, Arthropoda, Insecta, Coleoptera, Lampyridae. The record is from RefSeq and is a predicted model, not a curated record. Gene Ontology annotation, molecular function: odorant binding.